CCUAAUACCCUGUUGGAAACGAUUCUCUCAUAAACCUACCUCUUUCUUGCCUAAACCAACAGCCGCUCUCUCCCACCUUCUCACGACUAUUCUCCAGAAGCUCUGGAAGCUAAAUAGAAUCAAUAUUAAGCAGGUACCUGUAUUGACAUAUCUGAUCUGCAGCGAGUUGGUAGCAACAGUCGCUGUCCAAGACUAGAAUGGAUAGCACACCCUCCGACCAAGCCACAUCGCUUGCAGAUGUCGUCGUUGGGCAGAUACUCAUAAUACAAAAAAUAAAUCUUUACCACCCAGAAUUCAAUACUGAUGCCACGAUUGGUCUACGGCUGAACAUGUCGACAAUUGUUAAACUCAUAUUGUGCGACAAGCAAGCGGUAGAUUUUAGCAUCUUACAAAGCAAGAAGACUAGGAAAUUUAAAGUUGUCAUCAUCACAAGCAUAAUUCCUAAACUUUUCCAAGGCAAACUACUACUUAGUUCAUCACCCGCAACAAAUUUCUACUUCAACAAAUCAAUUGAUUACAUAAAGCAUUUCAAAGGGCGAAUAAGAGAUCAUGCAUAAGCAUGCAGCAAAGAGUGACUUUAAUUCAUGCAUCAUUCGGA
Messenger RNA from Brassica oleracea var. oleracea, 598 nucleotides. RefSeq lists its product as uncharacterized. The record is from RefSeq and is a predicted model, not a curated record. The transcript has 4 exons. Lineage: Eukaryota; Viridiplantae; Streptophyta; Magnoliopsida; Brassicales; Brassicaceae. The coding region runs from base 198 to 557 and encodes 119 amino acids.